Megalobrama amblycephala (Wuchang bream) is the source of this 907-nucleotide messenger RNA. Its product is annotated as ecto-ADP-ribosyltransferase 5-like. Gene Ontology annotation, molecular function: NAD+ poly-ADP-ribosyltransferase activity; NAD+-protein-arginine ADP-ribosyltransferase activity. The record is from RefSeq and is a predicted model, not a curated record. NCBI's taxonomy places the organism in Eukaryota, Metazoa, Chordata, Actinopteri, Cypriniformes, Xenocyprididae.
UUGCUGCAGGAUCACAGAACUGCUGCUGACGGAGAAAUAUUCCCGUUGGAUAUGGCGGAGAAUUCGGUUGAUGACCUUUAUGUCGGCUGCAAAAAGAACAUGUCAGACCGGGUCAAGACAGAAUUGUUAGAAAGGGAACUCAAUAACUCACCUGAAUUUAAAACAGUCUGGCAGAUUGGUGAAACGAAUGCCACGAUCCCAAAUGAUAACUUGACAGAGAAUCAUUCAGUUGCCAUUUAUGUAUACACUAACUCACGUUUCAAUCUAUAUCAGGUUUUCAAUAAUGCUGUUCGUACUGAUAAACAAAUUUACAAAGACAAGACAUUCACAUGGUAUUCACUUUUCUUUUUGCUGACAGAAGCGAUUCUGAAGGAAACACAAAAUGGAUGCAAGUUAACUUAUCGUGGAACAAAUGUUGAAUUUAAUAAGAAUGUUCUGAACAAACAGGUUCGUUUUGGCCAGUUUGCUUCAUCCUCUGUUGAUCGUACAGAAGCAGAAGUGUUUGGAGAUGUAUCUUGUUUUGAAAUCAGAACUUGUGAAGGUGUUGAUCUGACAAAAUAUUCUAGUUUUCCUGAGGAGAAAGAGGUGUUGAUUCCUCCAUAUGAGAAGUUUAAUGUCAUUGAUAUCAAAACAAGAACAGAUCAUGAAGAUCUCUGGUGUGAAACUGUGUACACAUUGGAAAGCACUGGAGUAAGAAGUGACCUGAACUGUGCUUUCUUCACUAAUCAAGUGGAGAAACAUCAAACAACAGCAUUUAACAAUAAUGUAUUUUGCAGAUGCAUUCAUUAACAGCUGCUUACAUUGCAUUCAAGGCAUAGAUUCCAUCAGUCACAGCAGAUUUUAAGAAGUUGCUUUGUGCAACAUCAGAUGAGGAGACACAGAGUCUAUCUCACCGACAGAGAAAUUC